GAGUGGCAGUCAGGCCUGGGUUCCAAUUUCUGCAUGGCCCCUCUAGGUAUGUGGCCUUGGAAUUCCCUCAGAGUCUUUGUGACCUUGGGGGUAGACUAAAGAUGACAGUAACCAACCACUUCCUCCCCCAAGGUAUUCUGCACAGUACCUGCCUCGUGGCCAGAUCCCUGGCUUGGGAGAUAGCAGCCCCCAUGUGUCCUUGCCCGAGCCCAGCCACGCUCCUUGCCUCGUUGUUCUCUGCCUGUGAAAUGGAGCUCUGUUGGCUGGAGCUGGGGUCCCCCCAGAGGAGGUGCACACGUGGUGUCUCCUGGGGGAAGGGAGGAAACGGGAGGGGUGAGGUGUCAGGUCCCCAUUGGUCUGGGCCAGGCGUUCUGGGGAGGUCCCCGCUGCACACACCAGUACAUUUACAUCCAACCACAGCCCAUGCUCACUGAGCCGGCUCCACAAACCAUGAGGCUGCCACUGCCGCUGCUGCUGCUACUGCUGGGGGCUUGGGCUAUCCCAAGGGGCCUUGGGAACAGGGAUUCGCUCACAGCCACUGCCCCAGAGCUGGACGAUGAGGAGAAGUAUUCAGCGCAUAUGCCCACUCACCUUCGCUGUGAUGCCUGUAAGGCGGUGGCCUACCAGAUGUGGCAACAUCUGGCAAAGGCCGAGGCCAAGCUUCACACCUCCGGGGGGCGUCAGCAGCUGAGCGAGUCGGUGUAUACAGAUGUCCUGGAACAGAGCUGCUCCCAGGCCUGGCAGGACUACGGGGUCCGAGAAGUGAACCAGGUGAAGCAUCUCAUGGGCCCGGGACUUGACAGUGGGCCACAGCCAAGCGUCAGUGUGAUGGUCACAGGGGGCCCCUGGCCUACCAGGCUCUCCACGACGUGCUUUCACUACCUGGGGGAGUUCGGAGAAGACCAGAUCUAUGAAGCCCACCGACAAGGCCAGGAGGCUCUGCAGGCAUUGCUGUGUGGAGGCCCCCGGGGGGUCUGCCCAGAGGAGGCACCAGUCACAAGGGCAGAGCUUUAGUCCAACACCUGCUUCCCGUGGUGGGCAGCCCCUGGAGACGGAGAGGAGCUUCUUCUGGAUCUGCCCCCGUCCUCUCUGCAGGCCGCGGAGGACGAGAACUGGCUCGUCUAGGCUGCCGCUCUCUCUGCUCCUUCAGCUUGGGGGCGCUGGGGCUUGGGCGGGGGGCCAAGGCCUUCCCCUCUGGACUCAAAUAAAACUCAGUGACCUCAA
Messenger RNA from Pipistrellus kuhlii (Kuhl's pipistrelle), 1224 nucleotides. It is a transcript of the gene MZB1, whose product is annotated as marginal zone B and B1 cell specific protein. The transcript is spliced from 4 exons. The coding region runs from base 424 to 1014 and encodes 196 amino acids. The record is from RefSeq and is a predicted model, not a curated record. Gene Ontology annotation, cellular component: extracellular region; endoplasmic reticulum chaperone complex. NCBI's taxonomy places the organism in Eukaryota, Metazoa, Chordata, Mammalia, Chiroptera, Vespertilionidae. Gene Ontology annotation, biological process: regulation of B cell proliferation.